AAAAGAAAAAAGACGAAGAAGGCGGAUAUGGCGUAGUAGUGUUUACACUGUUAACUCUCAGAGCAUCCUUCGUUGAGUGAUAGAUAUAAGAAAGCCGCUAUAGUAGAAUUUCUGUUUCACAUUUACUGCAGAAUUUGGGAAUUGCUGCUGUGUUUACAUGGGGGGACACGGGGUUUUGGGGAACGAGCCCGAGUCCAUUGACUACUCUGUGCACGAAGCCUGGAAUGAGGCCACAAAUGUUUACCUGCUGGUGAUCCUGGUCAGCUUCGGCCUGCUCAUGUACGCCAGAAAAAACAAGAGGAAGAUCAUGCGCAUCUUUGCCCUUCCUCCCACCGUUGGUAGCAGCCCGGAGCCAAACUUCUAUGACAGCCUGCAGAAGGUCCGCCUGCGGCAGCAACUGGAGAUGUACUCUCUGGCAAGAAAGUUUGAUCAGCAGCAAGGCCAGACGGACAGUGUGCAGCUCUCCAUGGAAUGAUACCAGGGGGAGACUCAUCGCUAUUUGUCAGAUUAAACACUCCUGAAUCUGAGAGCCCUCGGGGCGUAGAUAGAAAAGGAUUUGGAUAACUGUCGUGAUCAGAGAUGGCAGAAAAGCGGCUGCUGCUGCCAUACUGGUCACUCCCCUUCCGUUGUCUCCUUUUUGUCUGUUAGCCAUUGAGAAUGUACAGCUGGGUGGAUGAAGGAGCAGCAGAGACUCUAACCUUGAUUGAGGAAGGAUGAACCUGUAACUGAAGCAGAUUUUGUUAAGAUACUUUCUGUAUCGCAUGCUUUAUAAAAAUAAUAAGUUUUAUUUUGCACAUUAGAGAUCAUUUUAAGCUAACAUAGGUUGUAGUUGGUUUCCAUUGUUUUUUUGUUACUUCUAUUUCAUAUUUUGUAUCAACUGGAUCGUAAAGUAAACAUUUUGAAAUGUGAAAAUAAAACAUGAACUCUGAGUCAGCAAAUGUUUUGAUGAUCACACUUGAGUUCACAAACAAUGCA
Eleginops maclovinus (Patagonian blennie) is the source of this 975-nucleotide messenger RNA. RefSeq names its product small integral membrane protein 19 (gene smim19). Lineage: Eukaryota; Metazoa; Chordata; Actinopteri; Perciformes; Eleginopidae. The transcript is spliced from 3 exons. The record is from RefSeq and is a predicted model, not a curated record. Bases 158 to 475 code for a protein of 105 amino acids.